This is a messenger RNA of Symbiodinium necroappetens, 1284 nucleotides long. The record is from the annotation of a GenBank genome assembly. Lineage: Eukaryota; Dinophyceae; Suessiales; Symbiodiniaceae.
GAGAGGGUCUCGCAGCGACUGUACCAGCUGGGGUUGACGCCCAGCCCCUACCAGUGGACAGAGAGGCUGAAUGAGCAGCUGACACCCUUUGUCCUGAUAGACCCAGAGACGCAGGAAGUUCCUUGGCCAGGACCCGCUUCGGCUUUGUCGUGGUUGGAAGGAAACUUCAGUGAUGUCAUCCUUCCUGCGUUUGCCGCGGCGAAUGAUGCGGGUGCCUGGCAGGAGCACGACGAAGGCUUGCAUAAUGCUGGUCACUGGGAGCUCGCGUGGAUCUGGCAAGACGACAAAUGCGAAGCUAAGUGGCAUCCGAAGGUGUGCGAUCUGGUCCAAGAUAUUCAGGACAUCUGGCCCGCGAGAGAAGCGCUGCUCUCCGCAAGAUUUUCGCGCAUGAACCCCAACACGGAGGUUAUGGACCACACUGCGGCAACCAACCAACGCAUCAAGAUUCACUGCGGCGUUUACAACCCGAGCAAUGUUACCAUGUUCAUCGCAGACCAGGAGCUAACGUGGCGUCGAGGGCACUGCGUCCUGCUGGAUGACAGCUACGGCCAUCGCCUGGCCACCGCAGCCACGGACGAGCCGAGAACCAUCUUGGAGAUCAAGAUCUACCACCCAGACUUGGCUUGGGCCGACUGCCUCGACGAUGAUGGUGCUCUGGAUGAUGACUGCCCACACCAGGUGAAGGCUGUUGCAGUGUCAUCCAACAAGAUACCCAGGGAAGGAGUUGGAAUAUUCAUAUCUCCCAUCGUGACCUACGUGCACAUCGGCGGGACGCGGAGCUGGCCGCAGGUGCAGAGACGACUGCGAUCAUUGGUGUCGGUGAUGCUUGAGCGUGUCGCGGACUGUGAAGGCGGUGUCGUCUACGGCAAUGGCUACAUACGCCUCUUCAGCGGGAGUCACCUGUUGUGCACCGGGUACUUCUACGCAUUCAAGGCUAUCGACGCUGUGGACGAUGAGCACUUCCCGCUAGAUUCGCUCCGCGACAUGUCCCUGGCGUUUGGCGUCUCGCACCUCCCGGGCGGGCACAAGCUCGGCAUACGUACCAUGUACGCCUACGAAAUCCCAGGAACAAUCCUAAUCGGGUACGGGAAGCAUGUCGUGGACAGUGGAGAGUGGUUCACCCAGACUGCCUGGGAUCCGAAGUCCUUGGUCGUGGGAGACGUGGUCGGAGUCCACAUCAACCCUUUGGGAGACCUGAUCGUGUGGGUUAACGGUGAGCAGGUCCUUCGGACUGUCACCAGCCUCACGGAGGGCAAUCGAAAUGACUUGAACCCGCGGCGCAAG